CUCGACGCCUAAAGGUGCUGGAAGGAGUGUAGGAGCGCUGUAGGGAAUUUACCAAAAGGACAUCUUUCUCUAUUAUUUGUUGUUGCUAUCUUUGUGUCUUAUUUAUAUUCCUAGAGAAGUGAUCUUCAGAAUUCAUGGGAAAGUAAUUUAAAAGGAAAGUUUGAUGCUAUUUUAAGCCCUUGCCUCCAGAAUAUGAUGGCGAGUCAAGUUGUAAAACCUGAUACUAGAAAUUGCAAGAGACCAAGAGAGCUGGAGCCUCAAAUGCCAGAUAGUCCACAUCUGUCCUCUCUUGGAAAAUCAGAUUCCUCUUUGUCUGAAAGCUCUGGACUAUUUUAUAAAGAUGAAUCCCUGGAGAAAGAUUUGAAUGACAUGAGCAAAGAAAUUAAUCUAAUGUUGUCUGCAUAUGCAAAGAUCUUAAGUGAGAGAGCAGCAGUAGAUGCAUCUUAUAUUGACGAGAUAGAUGGACUCUUCAAAGAAGCCAAUACUAUUGAAAACUUUCUAAUACAAAAAAGAGAGCUCCUGAGACAAAGAUUUACAGUGAUUGCAAACACACUGCACAGAUAAAAUUUGUACUUAAAAUAAGCUGAGAAUUUAAGCCCAUUAUUGUUGUAUUAAGAGAAUGACAUUUAUGCUCUGACACCUCUCUAGUUAUUAAAGAAACUGUGUACCUGAAACAUAGAAGGGGAAACUGCUUGAAUUUCUUUUCUAGAUUUAAAAGGGGCUUUAUGCUGGACAAUAAUAUGAAGUAUGUACCUUUUUUUUUUGAGGCUUAAAUAUUUGGCAUAUUUCAUAAAAGUGUAAAUUAUUUAAAUUAUAUGUAGGUUCUUUUUUUUUUCCUUAAACCUCCUAGCAUUUCUUAAAUUUCUAAAAGAGGACUCAAUGAGUUAAUUUGGUAAUAUGUAACAAUAUUGCACUUUUUCUUUGCAGUACUCUAAGUAGCAGAUAGGUAGCUAUGGAGAUAGUUUUAAAAUGUUUUUCAUGGUCAACAUCAUAAAAAAAACGAAACCUAAAGAUAAUUUGUCCAGUGUCACAAUAUGUAGUAAGAUAUAGCCAAGCUAUUGCUAUUUAAUGUUACCAUUUGAUUAUUUUCUCUAUUAGUUACAACAUAUGGCUAAUAAAAAUUCUUGGUUUAAAAUUAUUUUCUUGUGGUAAAAGUGAAAAAAUAAAAACCAGAAAUUACUAAUCAGAA
Leopardus geoffroyi (Geoffroy's cat) is the source of this 1189-nucleotide messenger RNA. RefSeq names its product testis expressed 12 (gene TEX12). The transcript is spliced from 6 exons. Bases 193 to 564 code for a protein of 123 amino acids. Gene Ontology annotation, biological process: synaptonemal complex assembly. NCBI's taxonomy places the organism in Eukaryota, Metazoa, Chordata, Mammalia, Carnivora, Felidae. Gene Ontology annotation, cellular component: central element. The record is from RefSeq and is a predicted model, not a curated record.